This is a messenger RNA of Aspergillus thermomutatus, 546 nucleotides long. RefSeq lists its product as uncharacterized. NCBI's taxonomy places the organism in Eukaryota, Fungi, Ascomycota, Eurotiomycetes, Eurotiales, Aspergillaceae. The transcript has 3 exons. The annotation marks the transcript as partial. The record is from RefSeq and is a predicted model, not a curated record.
AUGUCCGAACCCCAGAAAGUCCUGCGUCUCGCGGGCUCCUACUACAAGCUCGACCAUGUGUCCGAGGAGGAGUUCCACAAUUUCAUCUCCCGAGACCACGCCGUAAAAGCAGCCAAGAUCCAUGAAAGACACGGCAUUCUUCACUACCAGUUGGAGCAGGCCCAAACCAUGGUCCAACAGGGGUUCAAGGUGGUUACCUGCCAGCGGUUUUUCCCGUCCCGAAAAGGGUCCCAUUAUAUCUGGGUGCGGUGCCCAAACCAGCAGCCCAAGGAGCAACCCAGGACAGCACCCGCCCACCACAUCUGGGCCGCAGCCAGUGAGCUCACCAAUGCCAACCCAUGGCUGCGGAUGACGGGCUGGCCAGAUUAUUUAAAGGACGUCGCGGAUAAAGAUAUGCGUGACUGCAUGGCAGCACCAAAGGAAGAUACCAUGGAUGCGACUGAGCAGCGCGUGCUAGUGAUCUGGGACAUCAUGGAGGAGGUCACUCAAAAAGCCCAGAAGACAGUCCAACAAUGUGGUCAAGCCAUCCGCAUGGAAGCCGUUCGG